GCUUCGGCUCGCCUCCUUGCCUCAGGACUCAGUUGAAGGAGGUAGAAGAAGAGCGACGUUACGUGUUUUUAUUCGGAAUUAAAUGUCCAAAAAACCCUCAAAGGAGUCUGUAUUAAACCACAGCGGCGAGUUUCACGUCAGCGAGAGAGAAGAAAGCGACCCAGCGACUUAAAACCGCCUUUUUUACUCUUGGACGAGCCAGUACCAAGAACCAGAGAUGAGUCAGUGGCUCGAGCUGCAGCAACUUGAUUCGAAGUUCCUGGAACAGGUGGACCAGCUCUAUGAUGACACCUUCCCUAUGGCCAUCCGUCAGUACCUGAGCAACUGGAUUGAGAGCCAUGACUGGGACCAUGUGGCCAAUGUGGAGAACGAGUCUCUGGCGACAGUGAGGUUCCAUGACCUUCUGACCCAGCUGGACCAUCAACACAGCCGUUUCGCAAUGGAGAAAGACUUCCUCAACCAGCACAACAUCCGCAAGAUCAAGCGCAACCUGCAGACCCUUUUCCAAGACAACCCUGUCUCCAUGGCAAUGAUCAUCAGCAAGAACCUGAGCGAAGAAAGAAAGAUUCUGGCAGCGGCCCAAAUCUCAGAGACCACAGCACAAAGUGCUCAGAGUGACAUGAUGAUUGAGAAACAGAGAGAGCUGGACAGCAAGGUGAAGGAAAUUAAGACCAAAGUACAGGAAACAGAACAGAACAUCAAAAAUCUGGAGGACUUGCAAGACGAGCACGAUUUCAAGAGCAAGACGCUGCAGAGUCAAGAGGAGCUGAACGGUACGAUAUCAAGAGAAGAGCUGAGUCGCGAGAAGCUCUACCUCAAAGCCAUGUUCAUGAAACUCCAUGACAUGAGAGGGGGUGUAGUGAGUCAGAUGUCAGAGGUGCUGAACCUUGUGGAGCAGCUGGAGUACGAGCUGAUCACCGUGGAGCUGUGUGAAUGGAAACGACGUCAGCAGAUGUCCUGCAUCGGCGGCCUCACCAACGUCUGCCUCGACCAGCUGCAGAACUGGUUCACGGCGGCGGGUGAGUGCCUGCUUCAGGUGCGUCAACAACUGAAGAAGCUUCUGGAGCUGGAACAGAAGUACUCAUACUCACAUGAUCCAAUUGCCCUCAGCAGGGGCACACUGGAGGAGAGGGCUUUAACGCUUCUCAAGACCCUCAUCACCAACUCCAUGGUGGUGGAGAGACAGCCUUGCAUGCCCACACAGCUGCAGAGGCCUCUAGUGCUGAAGACCGGAGUCCUGUUUACCCUCAAAGUCAGACUGCUGGUGAAACUUCAGGAAUUCAAUCACAUGGUCCGUGUAAAGGUGCACUUUGAUAAGGACGUGACGGAGGACAGAAAGGGUUUCCGGAAGUUCAACAUCCUAGGAACCGCCAUGAAGGUGAUGAACAUGGAGGAAUCGAUUGGGAUGGCUGCUGAAUUCCGACAUCUGCAACUGAAAGAGCGGAAGGUGGCUGGCAAUCGGACGAGCGAGGGCCCGCUGAUCGUCACUGAAGAGCUCCACUCUUUCACCUUUGAGGCGGAGCUCUGCUGGUCUGGACUGGUCAUCAAUUUUGAGACGACUUCUCUCCCCAUCGUGGUGAUCUCCAACGUCAGCCAGCUGCCGUGCGGCUGGGCCUCCAUCAUGUGGUACAACAUGCUGACAUCUGAGCCCAAGAAUCUGUCGUUCUUCGUGAGCCCUCCUUCGGUCAGUUGGGGUCAGCUGUCCGAGGUGCUGAGCUGGCAGUUUUCCUCCAUUACUAAGAGAGGCCUAAAUUCAGAGCAGCUGAGCAUGCUGGGACAUAAACUGCUGGGCCCGAAAGCAUCGAACGACCCGGAGGCUCAGGUUCCCUGGAAUAAAUUCUGCAAGGGCGGCAGUGAGAGAAACUUCACCUUCUGGCUGUGGAUCGAGGGAAUCCUGGACUUGAUAAAGAGGCACCUGCAGAGCCUGUGGGAUGAUGGGUGUAUUAUGGGUUUUGUGACGAAGGAACGAACAAAAGCCCUGCUGAGUAAUAAAGCUCCCGGAACGUUCCUGCUGCGUUUCAGUGAGAGCAACCGAGACGGCGCCAUCACCUUCAGCUGGGUUGAACACACUUUAAAUGAUGAGCCGCAGGUCCGCUCAGUAGAGCCCUACACUAAGAAAGAGCUUUCUGCAGUCUCGCUGCCCGACAUCCUGCGGAACUACAGAGUGAUGGCAGCGGAUAACGUUCCCGAGGACCCUCUGCGCUUCCUGCUUCCCGACACUCCUAAAGACGAAGCCUUCCAAAAAUACUACUCCAAACCUACUGACAAACACGAGCCGAUGGACGUGGAUAAGAAGCAAGACGAAGGCUACAUCAGAACAACUCUCAUCUCUGUCUCUGAAAUGAAAACAUCCGAGUUCAACGACAACAUCAUGCCCCUGUCUCCAGAGGUAUAUGGGGAACUAGAACGCAUUGUGACUCGAGAUCUGUCAGGGGGCAUCGGAGAGCUGUGCCGUGGCUUUUCCGAUGCCUGCUGAACGGAUGGAGGAGAGGCUCUCCCUGCGUUCACAGCGGUGAAAUGAUCACCUGACCUCCAGCCUUUCUUGUUAUUAACACCUUCAAAAAGAUGUUUUAGAAAAAUGUAUUGUUCAUUCGUUGAACACAGAUGCCAGACUACAGCACUGUAAAGUUUUAAGGACAGCCAAGGGAAUCAGGUUGACCUUAUUAUUAUAGCACCUACCUGACGCUGUACAAACAUUAGCACUUUUCCUCUCAAAUCUCCUCUACUGUCAUUCUUUCUGAAGCUUUCUUGUAGGAGGCAUAUUUGAUCAUUUGUGAAUUUGACUGUUCUGCCUUACUUCUAGAGGCAGAAAGCAGAGAGUUUUAGACAGUAAAAAUGUGCCAGUGGUGUUUUUGAUAUAACUCAAUUUCAGAAGAGCCUCGGGCUCAGUUUUCAACUGGGAAAGCAGAGGUUAUCGGAAUCUCAUGCCUUUUUUCUGUUUCUUUGCAUGUGUGUUGCUCAUUUUUUACAAUUACACUGACUGCUAAAGUCAGCAGCUUGUCGAGGACUAAAUAUUUGUGUCAGAAAA
Messenger RNA from Pygocentrus nattereri (red-bellied piranha), 3028 nucleotides. RefSeq names its product signal transducer and activator of transcription 1a (gene stat1a). The transcript has 25 exons. Gene Ontology annotation, biological process: regulation of cell population proliferation; response to peptide hormone; regulation of transcription by RNA polymerase II. Gene Ontology annotation, molecular function: DNA-binding transcription factor activity, RNA polymerase II-specific; RNA polymerase II cis-regulatory region sequence-specific DNA binding. NCBI's taxonomy places the organism in Eukaryota, Metazoa, Chordata, Actinopteri, Characiformes, Serrasalmidae. The record is from RefSeq and is a predicted model, not a curated record. Bases 218 to 2476 code for a protein of 752 amino acids.